GCCCGUCGGUGGCGUGAAAAAAGGCAGCGGUAUCAAGUACAACACGUUCGACAAGGUCCGAUGGGCCCUCGGGCAGCGCAUCGCGCCCGAGUCGACGUUUUUCCUGAUGGAAGGCCUGGUGGGUGUGGUGUUGGGCUUGUCGGUGAGCUAUAGCCAGUGCGAGGGAGCGAACUCGGCCAUCGAGGAGGUGCUGGCGUACCUGUAUCAGAUCUGCGAGCAGACCAUCGGAACGCUGCAGCUGGAUGGCCUGGCCCGCUACCUGAGCUGCGACCGCGCAAGCG
This is a messenger RNA of Prorocentrum cordatum, 281 nucleotides long. The record is from the annotation of a GenBank genome assembly. NCBI's taxonomy places the organism in Eukaryota, Dinophyceae, Prorocentrales, Prorocentraceae.